GAAAUAUCCGUAUAUGAAAAAUACUAUAUGAAAAAUACUUACCUAGGUACAUAUAAAUGCUUUCUUUACCUGUACCAAACAUACCUACACCUACCUUACCUAGGUAUCCAUUUCAAAGGCACCAACCCUCGAGAGCUCAAGAAGUUCUUCCUUUUUGACUCAUCAUAACUCCACGUCCAGUCGUCCCUAUAAAGAGUCAAAUACCUUAUCUCUACGAGUUAUCUACGUCUCUCGCUUUUCCUUUCAGUUCAGCACCAAUUGACUCGGCGGUCUGAGCAACAUGGAGGCUAUUAAACAGACGUUCAGGCGCUGCAAGGCAGAGAAGAGGGCUGCCUUGGUAACAUAUGUCACUGCCGGUUAUCCCAAGCCCGAGGACACUCCUGAUAUUUUGAUAGGAAUGCAAAAAGGUGGCGCUGAUGUUAUCGAGCUUGGUGUGCCCUUCACAGACCCAAUUGCCGACGGCCCGACUAUCCAGACCGCAAACACCGUCGCUCUCGCCAAUGGUGUUACUAUCAAGUCUACCCUCGGCAUGAUUCAAGACGCCAGGUCCAAGGGAUUAACUGCACCGGUUCUGUUGAUGGGUUACUACAAUCCCCUGUUGAGUUACGGCGAAGACGAACUUCUACGAGAUUGCCAAGAGGCUGGCGUUAAUGGCUUCAUCGUUUGCGAUCUGCCUCCUGAGGAAGCCGUGUCCUUCCGAAAAUUAUGUGGCAAGGGAGGUUUAUCAUACGUGCCCUUGAUUGCGCCCGCGACUUCUGAUACCCGUAUGCGACUCCUAUGCGCCCUGGCCGAUUCUUUCAUAUAUGUCGUAUCCCGCAUGGGCGUAACGGGAGCCCUAGGUACCCUCAACGCCAACUUGCCCGACUUGCUCGAGAGAGUUAAGAAAUAUAGUGGCGAUAAGCCAGCCGCCGUCGGAUUCGGUGUAUCGACGCGGGAACACUUCCAAUCUGUUGCUUCCAUCGCAGAUGGCGUCGUCAUAGGUUCUCAAAUCAUCACGAUUUUGCAGAAGGUCGAGGACGGUAACGGUGCCAAAGCUGUUGAGGAGUAUUGCGCCUAUGUGAGUGGACGGACAACCCAGGAGACAACCCGAGAAGUUGGUGUAAUUGAGGCUAUCAGCGCAGCCAAAGAGCCUAGCGGCGAUGACGUGACAGUCAACGGCGUAAUUACGGAGCAUGACGAUGCUGCCUUGGUAGCUCAACUUGCUGCGCUUCAUGGAAAGAUUCCCGAGCGGUUUGGCGAGUUUGGCGGCCAGUAUGUGCCCGAGUCCCUUAUGGACUGUCUAUCCCAGUUGGAGGACGGCUUCAAUGCCAUAAAAGACGACCCUAAAUUUUGGGAGGAGUAUAGGUCCUACUACCCGUGGAUGGGCCGGCCAGGCCAGCUGCACUUAGCAGAACGGCUCACAGAACAUGCUGGUGGCGCUAAUAUCUGGUUAAAGCGGGAAGACUUGAAUCAUACCGGAUCUCACAAGAUCAACAACGCCUUAGGGCAGCUUCUAUUAGCAAGGCGACUGGGAAAGACGAAGAUUAUUGCCGAGACCGGCGCUGGACAGCACGGUGUGGCAACGGCAACAGUAUGCGCCAAGUUUGGCAUGGAAUGUACAGUCUUCAUGGGUGCCGAAGACGUUCGUCGUCAGGCAUUGAACGUAUUCCGAAUGCGGCUUCUCGGUGCCAAGGUCGUUGCCGUCGAAGCUGGCAGCAAGACUUUACGAGACGCUGUCAACGAGGCGCUCCGCUAUUGGGUUGUCCACCUCGAGGACACUCACUACAUCAUAGGAUCAGCGAUUGGCCCUCACCCUUUCCCUACAAUUGUGAGAACCUUCCAGUCAGUCAUCGGCAAUGAGACGAAGGCGCAGAUGUUAGAAAAACGAGGGAAGCUGCCUGACGCCGUUGUGGCUUGCGUCGGUGGAGGGAGCAAUGCAGUUGGCAUGUUCUACCCUUUUUCGAAUGACCCUAGCGUUAAGCUUCUAGGCGUCGAAGCCGGUGGUGAUGGUGUGAACACCAAGCGUCACUCGGCUACGCUUACAGGAGGCACCAAGGGUGUUCUACACGGCGUCAGGACGUACGUGUUGCAAAAUGAGUUCGGACAGAUCUUAGAUACGCACUCGGUCUCAGCUGGUUUAGAUUAUCCCGGCGUUGGUCCCGAAUUAUCGUCCUGGAAGGAUUCGCAGAGGGCCAAGUUUAUUGCCGCUACUGAUGCCGAAGCAUUCAUCGGCUUCAGACUUAUGAGCCAGCUGGAAGGCAUUAUACCCGCGCUCGAGUCGGCCCACGGCAUUUACGGAGCUAUCGAGCUAGCCAAGACAAUGAAGAAGGAUGAGGAUAUUGUUAUCUGUCUUAGUGGAAGGGGUGAUAAGGACGUACAGAGCAUCGCGGAGGAGUUACCUAAAUUAGGUCCUCAGAUCGGAUGGGAUUUGCGUUUCUAAGGAAUGAGAGUGGUUUUGUAGGUUCGAUCUAGAAUCGAAAUUUGGGUGAAUCUCUCAAGACUCGGCGUUAGCUGGCGUAAGGGGUCGCUAAAAAAGUUAGAUAAAAAAACAUUCUAUGAUUAUACAUAGUACCUAAUUUCGGCGACAUAUAGAUGUGUAU
Messenger RNA from Daldinia caldariorum, 2579 nucleotides. RefSeq names its product tryptophan synthetase. Gene Ontology annotation, molecular function: tryptophan synthase activity. The transcript is spliced from 4 exons. Bases 281 to 2419 code for a protein of 712 amino acids. The record is from RefSeq and is a predicted model, not a curated record. Lineage: Eukaryota; Fungi; Ascomycota; Sordariomycetes; Xylariales; Hypoxylaceae. Gene Ontology annotation, cellular component: cytoplasm. Gene Ontology annotation, biological process: L-tryptophan biosynthetic process.